Messenger RNA from Naegleria lovaniensis, 615 nucleotides. RefSeq lists its product as uncharacterized. The transcript has a single exon. Gene Ontology annotation, cellular component: nucleus. The record is from RefSeq and is a predicted model, not a curated record. Lineage: Eukaryota; Heterolobosea; Eutetramitea; Acrasida; Naegleriidae. Bases 1 to 615 code for a protein of 204 amino acids. Gene Ontology annotation, biological process: maturation of SSU-rRNA from tricistronic rRNA transcript (SSU-rRNA, 5.8S rRNA, LSU-rRNA).
AUGGAGCCUUCUUCCUCUUCUUCCUCUACUGAUAUGAAUAAUAGCAAUGCGGAACAAUCACAACUCAAAUCGGCAAAGCACAACGACAACUUUUCAGAAUAUCAGUAUUAUUAUUUCUGUCAAUCGGUUGACGCAAUUUUCGGGAGAUGGGCAGCCUUGAUACUAGCAAAGCAGCAUCAUGCUUCAGGGGAUGAUACGGAAGUUUUAUUAGAUGAAUUUAGAGACAAUGUCAAAGAAUGGAUUUCAAAUGAUGGAGACCAAUUGGAAUUAGAUGAAAUUGUACAGUACAUGAAUGACGUUCUAUCGGAGGAUUUGGGAAUUGACGUACUUGAUGGAUCAAUUCCGUCUGUUGCCAAACAUUUGCUUUUAGUUUUUCAACAAGUGACUCAAAACAAUUUUGAGCAAGUAACCAAAUUACUAACCGAGAAAAAGGAGGAACCUGUUGUAAUUCCGAGUGAAUCAGAAUUUGUACAAUCCAAACAACAGCAAGCCGUUGUGCAACAAAAUAUUCAAAAUGAUAUGGAAGACAGCAGCUGCAACGAGAAAAAGGAAAUUGAAGUGGACGAAGAUGGCUUUCAAAUGGUGAAGAAGAAAUCAUCUACUCGCAGGAAGUAA